Molecule: messenger RNA, 754 nt
Organism: Acanthopagrus latus (yellowfin seabream)
Lineage: Eukaryota; Metazoa; Chordata; Actinopteri; Spariformes; Sparidae
Gene: c21h18orf32
Product: UPF0729 protein C18orf32 homolog
Exons: 3
Coding region: 196-435 (79 amino acids)
Biological process (GO): positive regulation of canonical NF-kappaB signal transduction
Source: RefSeq, a predicted model, not a curated record
GUCACAACUUCCGCUUCAGGCUUGUUCUACGGAAGUGGCUUUUGCGCAUGCGCGAUCCUUAUUCCAGAGACUUCGCACCAAGGGUUCUUAAAACACAUAAGAAAUAUCGUGUCUACGGCUAUCUUACGUGUCAGCAGUGGUAAUUCGUGAUCUGCGGAGCUUCAUCACUCUUGACGUGCUGUCCAAGCCACAGUCAUGGUCUGCAUUCCCUGUAUUGUGAUUCCUGUCCUGUUGUGGGUCUACAAGAGGUUCCUGGAGCCUUACCUCUAUCCGUUCAUUUCACCCAUCAUCAAUACAUUCUGGACCAAAAAGGCAGUCCAGGAAACUGGUGACCAAAAAGCUAGUGAAAAGAGUAAUGGCACUUGCAAGGCUGACAGCAAUGGGGAAGUCACAGCCAAUGGAUCUACUAUAGCAGCAGAUAAGAAGACAGAUUGACGGCUCCAAAUGUUUAUAAUAAUGCAUCUAAAACCGUGUAAAUAUUCCAUUGAUAUAAUAUAGAGAAACUAUCGAAUAAUUUAUCAGUCCUCUUUAAAUGGGAUGGUUUUUAUACCCUUCCAUAUAAUGUGUAUCUUAUUUUUUUUUUCAUUAUUUACUCUAACUUUAGAAAAUUGUUAAUUGUUGACACAUUUUUCUUGUAAAUCAUUAAUUAUUACAUGCAUUUACUGUGUAGAAUAUUCUGUCACAAUGGGAAAGUUUUUUAAGUCAAAUGUGCAACUUAAUUAAUGAAUAAAAGAAAAGCAUAUUUAUCGCUCCA